This is a messenger RNA of Talaromyces proteolyticus, 660 nucleotides long. RefSeq names its product phosphopantothenoylcysteine decarboxylase. The record is from RefSeq and is a predicted model, not a curated record. Gene Ontology annotation, cellular component: phosphopantothenoylcysteine decarboxylase complex. The coding region runs from base 1 to 660 and encodes 219 amino acids. Gene Ontology annotation, biological process: coenzyme A biosynthetic process. NCBI's taxonomy places the organism in Eukaryota, Fungi, Ascomycota, Eurotiomycetes, Eurotiales, Trichocomaceae. The transcript is spliced from 2 exons. Gene Ontology annotation, molecular function: FMN binding; phosphopantothenoylcysteine decarboxylase activity.
AUGACUACAUCAGCCAGCCACAUUGCUCGCUCUCCAGCGACGGCUGUUUCCGCCGCAAUCAAUGAUGGAAAAAUGCAUCUGCUGCUGGCCGCAAGUGGUUCUGUGGCUACCAUCAAACUACCCUUAAUUAUUUCCGCGUUUAAAAACCACCAAAACCUCUCAAUCCGAGUCAUUAUCACUAAAUCGGCAACCAACUUUCUUGCCGGCCAGUCUCCGGAGCAGCCUGCGGUUUCCACCUUGACGUCGCUUGCCAACGUGGAUGGUGUGUAUCUCGACAAAGACGAAUGGAUCGAGCCUUGGACAAGGAACUCGAGUAUAUUACACAUAGAACUUCGCCGUUGGGCACACCUCCUUGCGAUUGUCCCAAUGUCCGCAAAUCUUUUGGCCAAGAUUACGGGCGGGCUGUGUGAUGACCUGCUAAGCUGUGUCAUUCGCGCGUGGGACACAAAACGUACGAUUCUUGCGGCCCCUGCGAUGAACCAGUUGAUGUGGGAACACCCCAUCACAGCAAAGCAAUUGGCGAUACUUGAAGAUUGGAACUGGGUUGAGAUACUGUCGCCACAGGUAAAAGCAUUGGCAUGUGGUGACGUUGGACAGGGAGGGAUGUGUGAUUGGAAACAUAUAGUCGAGGUGAUUGAGCAAAGACUAGCAGAAAUUUAG